This is a messenger RNA of Colletotrichum karsti, 864 nucleotides long. RefSeq lists its product as uncharacterized. The record is from RefSeq and is a predicted model, not a curated record. Bases 1 to 864 code for a protein of 287 amino acids. The transcript has a single exon. Lineage: Eukaryota; Fungi; Ascomycota; Sordariomycetes; Glomerellales; Glomerellaceae.
AUGUCCACCGUCACCCAACAACAACAGCAGAAGUCGAGAAGGCGAAAAGGCUCCCUUAGGAAGGUUGCCCUGCUCGGAAGAGGCGCGCAGCGGGAGCGCAGAGAAGCGAAACAACUUACAAUCGAUACGUCCCACACAAUCUCUCGGGAGAAAGAAGGGGCGAGGACGUAUCCCACCAUGAUGAACACCAUCGCUAAUACGACGACGACGACGAAGACGACACUCGAACAUGACCCUCUCGGCCUGAACAUCUCGGACCUGACACCCCGUCCCUCUAUGGAUGGGUAUGCAAGCAGGUCGAGUCUCGUCCAGUCCCCUGUCUCUUCAACGAGUCCAUCUCAAGCGAACGACACUGAGUCGACAAUUACAAGCCCUACAAUAUCAUACACGUCUACUACGGACGAAGACGACGUGCUCCACAUACAAAACCACGUUCCGCCGCCUCUUAGGCCGGACUUGUCUCUGUCGUCAGGGUCCGAGUCGUACUUUGCCAACCGGAGACGGAGGUCCAUCUUGCAGGCCAAGUCGCCGCUCUCGUACAGCGGGUUGUCGAGCACGCCACUGCCGCCUACCGACGCGGACUGGGACUACUCGGAGACGGAAUGGUGGGGCUGGGUCGUCCUGAUCGUGACGUGGAUCGUGUUUGUGAUUGGAAUGGGAUCUGUUCUUGGGAUCUGGAGCUGGGCGUGGGAUGUUGGGACGACUCCGUACGCGCCUCCAGAGCUCGAAGACGACCCAACGCUGCCUAUCGUUGGCUACUAUCCCGCCCUCAUCAUCCUCACAAGCAUCAUGGCGUGGGUGUGGGUAGUGGUAGCUUGGGUUGGAAUGAAAUAUUUCCGCCAUGCCAAAAUCAGUGGGGACUGA